Molecule: messenger RNA, 864 nt
Organism: Fimicolochytrium jonesii
Lineage: Eukaryota; Fungi; Chytridiomycota; Chytridiomycetes; Spizellomycetales; Powellomycetaceae
Exons: 5
Coding region: 1-624 (207 amino acids)
Source: RefSeq, a predicted model, not a curated record
AUGUGUCCUGGCCCGAGGCAUAUCCAACUUCCACUGGAAUGGCAUCCUGUGCCUUUCUUUGGAACAAAAGACGAGGGGCAUGUUCCGCACUGGCUAGAUCCCAGUGCCCAUACAUGUUCCAAGAAGGCCAGGAAGAGCUGGUUAGCAUCAGAGCGGGAAGACACGAUCUUCACUCCGGUCCGUCUCCUUCAGGAGAUUCAAAGGGACAUUGCUGUUCGGCAUAUCCCGCCCCCGGCCCCGCCUCCCAAUCCCCUCAAGCAUGGUCACCAGAUCCCCUCGCGUAUCGAGCUGGGUCUCAAACUGCGGCUUUCCUACCGCUUUCCUCGUGCACUCAGUAUUCCUGAAAGCAGCUACAGUAGCCAUGAAGACACUUUUUGGAAGGUACGGAGAGGUACAGAAUUUGAGAAGCGGGUGCAUAUCCCGGAAGCUUUAUUCAAUCACCGUUCGGUCCAUCUAUCUAGAGUCUUGAAUGUGAAGGGUAGGGUCAUUGUCCCGGUAGUCCUUGUCCAUAACAGAUGGGCAGGGCCGAUCCGUCCAAUGGCCGAAAUGACGUGGUUGAGGCCAAUGGCACACAGAGCGGAAUGCGUUUCCGUUACUGAUGGACAGAAUGCUCGUGGGGGCUAGUCAAGGUGAAGGCAUCUUCAGUGAAAUUACAAUAGGCGAUAGUGAUUCGCAAAGGCAGGUCCAUGUCGUACGGCCAUUACUGGGAGACACGAUCGUAUAUCCUCCCACAUUCGAGAUGUCCUUCCUCGUACGAGCAUGAAGCGAGUCGAAAAGUCAAUAUUAUCAAUGUCGAACACUUUUGAUGAAACAAAUUCUGUACAUUUAUCAAAUGAAUCUAUCUACGGUAUGACCUAUCUAUCU